Arctia plantaginis is the source of this 891-nucleotide messenger RNA. The record is from the annotation of a GenBank genome assembly. NCBI's taxonomy places the organism in Eukaryota, Metazoa, Arthropoda, Insecta, Lepidoptera, Erebidae.
AUGUGGUACCGAACGGAUUAUAAAGAAAACUCAGUAAAGUUCAGUGAUAGUACUCUUCGAGAAGAACUAAGGCGGUUAGGAUUCAAUGCUGGCCCUAUUGUAGAUAGUACACGAAGUCUCUAUGUAAAGAAGUUGGCAACGUUGAAAAGAAAGUCUAAAUCUGAAUAUGGCGGUAGUUUCAGUGGUGUUACUGAGCCUGCUUAUAAACCUCUGAAAGCAAAACAACAACAGCGGAAGAUAUGUAAAGCUCCCAGAUUCAACAUUCAAGAUUGUCUCAGCGGCGCCGACCUGACACAGGACUUGAAACCUUAUAUACAACUAGAAGAAAAAGGACGGGCGUAUUUCGGAGAUCCAAGGAAUAACUCGACGAAUAACACAACUAAGAAGUCAUUCACAUAUCUAUUUUUGGAUCCAAGAAUCACGAAGAACCUCUCUGAUGAGACUAAAACUCAAAACAUAACUAAAAAUCAAAAUAUAAAUAGACAAUGGGAAACAUUUAUUAAUUCAAUAUUUUAUGUGGGCAAAGGAACAAACGGCAGACCAUACAAACAUUUAGAAGAAGCUCUCUCUCUCAGGAAGGAUAAAGGAUACAAGACAAGCAAAGAUGAGAAGAUUCAACGUAUUUUUGACAUUUGGGACGACGAUAAAGGUGUUAUUUGUCAACAUGUUUUUCAUAAUGUGAUACAAGAUGAAGCUUUCACAUAUGAAGCGGCCAUGAUUGAUGCACUCGGAAUAAACAGGUUAACAAAUAUAAAAUUAGGAAGUUACAAAGGGAUUGUUAAGUCAUGGAGAGAAGAAGAACAGCUAAAGCUUGGAGUAUACUUACUAUACAAAGCUUUGAAUAAUUACCUCAAUAAAGGUGAAAGACAACUGCGACCAGAUGAUAUUUAA